Molecule: messenger RNA, 2031 nt
Organism: Ochotona curzoniae (black-lipped pika)
Lineage: Eukaryota; Metazoa; Chordata; Mammalia; Lagomorpha; Ochotonidae
Gene: RPH3A
Product: rabphilin 3A
Exons: 19
Coding region: 1-2031 (676 amino acids)
Biological process (GO): intracellular protein transport
Cellular component (GO): membrane
Molecular function (GO): small GTPase binding
Source: RefSeq, a predicted model, not a curated record
AUGACUGACACCGUGGUCAGCAACAGCUCUAACCGCUGGAUGUACCCCAGUGACCGGCCCCUUCAAUCCAAUGAUAAAGAACAGCUCCAGGCGGGCUGGUCCAUGCACCCGGGGGGCCAGCACGACAGGCAGAGGAAGCAGGAAGAGCUGACGGAUGAGGAGAAGGAAAUCAUCAACCGGGUGAUCGCACGAGCGGAGAAGAUGGAGGAGAUGGAGCAGGAACGGAUUGGGCGCUUGGUGGACCGCCUGGAGAACAUGAAGAAGAACAUGGCUGGAGAUGGGGUGAACCGCUGCAUUCUAUGUGGAGAACAGCUGGGGCUGCUGGGCUCUGCUUGUGUCGUCUGUGAGGACUGUAAGAAGAACGUCUGCACUAAAUGUGGAGUGGAAACCUCCAACAACCGUCCGCAUCCUGUGUGGCUCUGCAAAAUCUGCAUUGAGCAGAGAGAGGUCUGGAAGCGUUCUGGAGCAUGGUUCUUCAAAGGCUUCCCCAAGCAGGUCCUCCCACAGCCUAUGCCUAUAAAGAAGACCAAACCUCAGCAGCCUGAUCCUGAAUCUGCUGGCUCUGAACAGCACGCCCCCGAACCCAGGCCCUCUGCACGUGUUGCAGCUAGAGGUGAUGCUGAAGAAAGGAGCGGCCCAGGUCUGAAGCCCCGCCCAGAUGCGGCCUCUGCUCCUGGGAGAGGAAGCUAUGGGCCUCCAGUGCGCAGGGCCUCCGAGGCACGAAUGAGCUCGUCCGGCCGAGACACGGAGGGCCCCGGGACUGCGGGAGAUGCCAGUUGCAGCCCAGCAGGUUUAAGACGCGCCAACUCAGUCCAAGCCUCCAGACCUGCCCCAGCCUCUGUGCAGAGCCCAGCACCACUUCAGCCAGGGCAGACAGAGGUGACGCCUGGUGACCUUGGCUCUGCAGGGACCGCCGCCCCACCCAGGGAGGAGAGGACAGGAGGAGUUGGGGGCCUCUCGGCAGCUGGAGCCAGGGACGAGCGAGCAGCCCAUCCACCGGGCCCCCAUUCCCAGGUCUCUGCCGCAGUCCCACAGCCUGCUGGGACCCCUGCCCGCCAACAGCCGCCCCCGGAGGAAGAGGACGAGGAAACCAACAGCUAUGAUUCGGAUGAAGCAACCACCCUGGGCGCCCUGGAGUUCAGCUUACUGUAUGACCAGGACAACAGCUCCUUGCAAUGCACCAUCAUUAAAGCUAAGGGACUGAAGCCCAUGGAUUCCAACGGCUUGGCCGAUCCUUACGUGAAGCUGCACCUCCUGCCGGGAGCCAGCAAGUCCAACAAAUUGCGGACCAAAACCCUGCGCAACACGCGGAACCCUGUCUGGAAUGAGACGCUGGUCUACCACGGCAUCACGGAUGAGGACAUGCAAAGGAAGACCCUCAGGAUCUCAGUCUGUGACGAGGACAAAUUUGGCCACAAUGAGUUCAUCGGUGAGACCAGAUUCUCCCUCAAGAAGCUGAAACCCAACCAAAGGAAGAAUUUCAAUAUCUGCUUGGAGCGAGUCAUCCCCAUGAAGCGUGCGGGGACCACCGGCUCGGCUCGCGGCAUGGCCCUGUAUGAGGAGGAGCAGGUGGAGCGAAUCGGGGACAUAGAGGAACGAGGCAAGAUCCUGGUGUCCCUCAUGUACAGCACUCAGCAGGGUGGCCUCAUCGUGGGCAUCAUACGCUGCGUGCACCUGGCGGCCAUGGAUGCCAACGGCUACUCAGACCCAUUCGUCAAGCUCUGGCUAAAACCAGACAUGGGAAAGAGGGCCAAACACAAGACGCAGAUUAAAAAGAAAACUCUGAAUCCUGAAUUUAACGAGGAGUUUUUCUAUGAUAUCAAACACAGCGACCUGGCAAAAAAAUCUCUGGACAUCUCGGUCUGGGACUACGACAUUGGCAAGUCCAACGACUACAUCGGGGGCUGCCAGCUGGGGAUCUCGGCCAAGGGCGAGCGCUUGAAACACUGGUACGAGUGUCUGAAGAACAAGGACAAGAGAAUCGAGCGCUGGCACCAGUUGCAGAAUGAGAACCACGUGGCCAGCGACUAG